AUGACAAAUGAUACACCCAAGUCAAGUAAAUCCAAGGGAAAACAAAUUAAGCAACCCGAUCUUCGACAAUUCAUUUUCAAGAGAAAGAGAUCAUCGGAAGGUAAUUCUUGCUCUUCACCCGCACCUCCCAAUGAAAAUGUAUCGAAUGAAAGUAAUGAUUCUCCUUCAUUCCCAUCAACAAGUGUUCCUCAAAGUCAAGAAAAUGAUAUGGAAAUGGGUGGCUCAAAUAAUAAUAAUGUACCAUUAGAGGAGGAAGAAGAAUGGUUAUAUGAUGUUGAACUUCUUCCUCAUGAUCCGGGGAAGAGAAUUAACAUUAUGGAUUAUCCUCCAAAACAAAGGAAUGCGGCGAGGAGAGCAUACAUUCUCAAAAAACCUUGUCAACCUAAAAUACAUGACUUUCCUCAAAGAGAGUGUGGAGGUUUACGUCGUUUUAGCGUUAAUUGGUUUAAGAAAUGGGAUUGGCUUGAAUAUAGUGUUGAAAAAGAUGCGGCAUUUUGCUUUGUAUGUUUCUUAUUCAAGAAUGAUAUUGAAAUUUGUGCGGGGGGUGAUGCUUUUGUUAAUGAAGGAUUUAGAUCAUGGAAUAAACCGGAUAGAUUUGAGAAACAUGUUGGUGGAAUUAAAAGUGCACAUAAUCUUGCUUAUGAAAAAUAUGUGAACUUAAAAGAUGCCAAAGAGAAAUCAAUCUAUGUUGCUAUGGAAAAUGCAAGUGAUGUGGUUAGAAGUGAAUAUGAACUUCGAUUGAAAGCAUCUUUAACUUGUUUGAGAUUUCUUUUGCUUCAAGGUUUGGCAUUUCGUGGUCAUGAUGAAAAAACAACUAAGUGCAUAAUUGAGGAGCUUGGUGAUGACUACUUUGGUAUAUUGGCGGAUGAGUCAAGUGAUGUGUCUCAAAAAGAACAAUUAGCUCUUGUUUUGCGAUAUGUUGAUAGAAAAUUUGGGAGGGUGAUGGAGAGAUUUUUGGGAAUUAUUCAUGUUGGUGAUACCACGGCUUUGUCACUUAAAGACGCAAUUAUGACUUUGCUUAUGGAUCAUUCAUUGAGUCCAUCCAUGAUUCGAGGGCAAGGAUAUGAUGGGGCGAGUAAUAUGAAGGGUGAAAUAAAUGGUCUUAAAACUUUGAUUAUGAAUGAUACUCCUAGAGCUUACUAUUUGGAGGUUUCUUGUAAAAGAAGAGAAAUGAUUAGAGAAAGUCAAGCUCAAAAAGUUGCUCAAGCCUUAGAUUUGGGGGAACUUGAGAGUGGGUCGGGGUUGAAUCAAGAACUUGGUUUGAAAAGGCUCAGGGAUACUCGUUGGGGUUCUCAUUACAAAAGUCUUUUAAACAUCAUCCAUUUGUUUCCUACAAUUGUUGAGGUUCUUGUGCACAUUGGCAAACAUGGUUCAUCGGAGGAUAAGUUCAAAGCCCAAAUUGUUUUGGGCUCACUAGAAACAUUUGAUUUUGUAUUUAUGGCACACUUGAUGUUAGCUAUUUUUGGGUACACUAAUGAUUUGUGUGUUGCUUUGCAAAGAAAAGAGCAAGAUAUUGUAAAUGCCAUGGAACUUGUUUCUUACACUAAAAUUGUGUUGCAAAAAAUGAGAGAGCAAGGUUGGGAGGCUCUUUUGAACAAGAUCACUUCAUUUUGCGUGAAACAUGGUAUUGUUGUUCCCACUAUGGAUGCUUCUUAUGUUCCUCAAGGAAGAUCAAGACGUUUUGUGGAACAAACAACAAAUCUUCAACAUUUUCGUGUUGACAUUUUUUUGGGAGUUAUUGAUUUGCACCUUCAAGAACUUGACAACCGGUUUAAUGAGAGAAACAUGGAGCUACUUACAUGCAUGGCUUGUUUAAGUCCUAAAGAUAACUUCUCUUCUUUUGACAAAGACAAGGUACUCAAACUUGUCACAUUUUAUCCCGAAGAAUUUUCAAGUCUAGAUGUGAUGUCUCUUGAAUUGCAACUUGAUAUAUUCAUUGAAAAUAUGCGAAGUGAUAAUAGAUUUCGGGAUUUGAAUGAUCUUAAUUCUCUUUCUAUGAAGCUUGUUGAAACGAAUAGGCAUAAGACUUAUCCACUAAUAUUUUUGCUUAUCAAGUUGAUGUUGAUUCUUCCUGUGGCUACCGCAAGUGUAGAAAGAGUCUUUUCGAAAAUGACAUAUGUCAAAAGUAAGUUGCGGAAUAGCAUGGGUGAUCAACUCAUGAAUGAUUGUUUGGUUACUUUCAUCGAAAAGGAUGUGUUCCUUCAAGUUCCCGAUAAAGAUAUCAUUGAUCGAUUUCAAAAUAUGAAGGCUCGUAGGAUGCAAUUGUAG
Messenger RNA from Beta vulgaris subsp. vulgaris (sugar beet), 2268 nucleotides. RefSeq lists its product as uncharacterized. Bases 1 to 2268 code for a protein of 755 amino acids. Gene Ontology annotation, molecular function: protein dimerization activity. The transcript is spliced from 3 exons. Lineage: Eukaryota; Viridiplantae; Streptophyta; Magnoliopsida; Caryophyllales; Amaranthaceae. The record is from RefSeq and is a predicted model, not a curated record.